CACGCGCCCUCUGUUGUUGCAAAUUAAAUAUUUCCUCGUGGUGAAGAAAAGGAACAGUGAAUUCGCCCGUAACACACCCUAAUCCUUCAAAAUGGUGUCACUUCAACCAGUUCAGAUUCUCAAGCAGAAUGCAGAGGAGGAGAAAGCCGAGAUGGCUCGUAUGUCGUCUUUCAUCGGUGCUAUCGCCAUUGGAGACCUGAUCAAGAGCACCCUGGGACCUAAAGGAAUGGACAAGAUCUUACAGAGCAACAGCCCCAAUGCACCGCUGAUUGUCACCAAUGAUGGAGCCACCAUUUUGAAAUCCAUCGGAAUAGAUAAUCCAGCUGCUAAGAUCCUUGUUGAUAUCAGUAAGGUGCAGGAUGAUGAAGUUGGAGAUGGAACCACCUCGGUCACAGUAUUCGCCUGCGAACUCCUCAAAGAAGCAGAGAAGUUGGUUGGUCAGAAGCUUCACCCUCACACAAUCAUCGCUGGCUGGAGGAAGGCUAUCGAUGUCGCUGUAGAAGCACUCACUAAUGCUUCUGAAGACCACAGUGACGAUGCUGAGAGAUUCAAGGCUGACUUGAUGAAGAUUGCCUACACCACACUGAGCUCAAAGAUCGUCUGCCAAGACCGAGAUAAGUUCUCUGCUCUCUGUGUUGAUGCAAUUUUAAGAUUGAAGGGAAAGUCUGAUCUCCAUGCCAUCCAGAUCAUCAAGAAGCUAGGUGGGAACAUGAAUGAUUCGUACCUGGACGAAGGCUUCCUAUUGGACAAGAAGGUUGGUGUGAACCAACCCAAGAGGAUAGAGAACGCUCGCAUCCUGGUCGCUAACACUCCCAUGGAUACAGAUAAGAUUAAGGUGUUUGGUUCCAGAGUGAGGGUAGAUUCAACGGCUAAGAUUGCUGAACUUGAGCUGGCUGAGAAGGAGAAGAUGAAGGAAAAGGUGGAUAAGAUCCUCAAACACGAUAUCAAUGUCUUCAUUAACAGGCAGCUGAUCUAUAACUACCCCGAGCAGUUGUUCGCUGACCAGGGAGUGAUGGCCAUCGAGCAUGCCGACUUUGAGGGCGUAGAGCGUCUAGCCUUGGUGACCGGUGGAGAGAUCGUCUCCACCUUUGACCGCCCCGACCUGGUCAAGCUGGGCCGCUGUAACCUCAUCGAGGAAAUCAUGAUUGGUGAGGACAAGCUGAUCAAGUUUUCGGGUGUGGCUCUGGGCGAGGCCUGCACCGUCGUCCUGAGGGGCGCUACCCAGCAGAUCCUGGAUGAGGUAGAACGCUCUCUACAUGACGCCCUCUGUGUCCUAUCACAGACAGUCAAGACUAGACGCACAGUACCAGGAGGAGGUGCCUCUGAGAUGCUGAUGGCCAAUGCUGUAUGUGAGCUAGCAGCCAGGACUCCAGGCAAGGAAGCCGUCGCUAUUGAGGCUUUCGCCAGGGCUCUUAGACAGCUCCCAACCAUCAUCGCUGAUAACGCUGGAUACGAUUCAGCUGAACUCGUCUCUCAGCUCAGAGCAGCUCACACUGCGGGAAACUACAAGAUGGGAUUGAAUAUGAUUGAGGGUACGAUAGGUAAUACCAUGGAGCUAGGAGUACUGGAGUCGUUCCAGGUGAAACGUCAGGUGGUCCUCAGUGCUUCGGAGGCUGCUGAGAUGAUCCUACGUGUUGAUAACAUCAUCAAGGCUGCACCCAGGCAACGAGGCGACCCAGGUCAUUGAGAGAUGCAGAUCUGAUGUACAUACUACCUACCGUAGGAGCUGACUUGUAACUUGUGAAUGUACGAUGCAACUAUAGCAGCGAUACCCUUUAGAGUAAUGAUAGAAUACCGUUUGACAAACGGAUUCUAUCUCCCCUUAUUUGAAUGUCAUGGGGCAUUUCCUCAAUCGUUAUUCCAACGACACUGUAUUACUUAUUUCCCAUGAAAAAAUGUUGCCAUGUUGGCUAAUUCUCCAAUUCUUACAGUGGAACAUUGUUACAUGUAAACCAUCUUCUUUAGACAAAGGAAGGUACCUUGAUAUACACAAUUUUGUUACAUGUACAGUUAACAUCUAAAUUAUUCAUACCCCUUGUAAAUUUGAUGUUUUGUGUGUUUUUCAUAUUUCAAGAAUGAAAGGCGGAUUGGUUGAAUGUAGGCCUUUGUUACAUACUUUUAGAUGUAAGCUUUGUUAUUUCACAUUCUCGAGAAAUAUAAAUUGGGGACAAAUCGAUUUUUUACCUAGGCCUACUUAAAAAAUUUAAAACCUUGGUAAGGGUAUGAAUAAUCUAGUUGUUACCUGUAUGCUGGGGCUUACAAACUGUGUAGUGGAAAGAUGUGGGCCCUGGAACGUAAACAAGUUACAAUCAGUCAUAUCUACUUCAAUAAGCAGUAAAUUAGGAUUGCUACCAUGUUACAGGUUGUACAAUGCAGUAAGAUUAGAGAAUAUUAUUUGUAUGAUUGAUUGUAUGGAAGUCAUUUUUUAUGUUACAGGGCUCUAGUUACAUCGAGAGUCUGUUAGGUUUUUUGUAAAGCAAUGUUCAACUGUGUGUAUUUAUGUUUUGAAGAAAAGUGGAGCAAUGCAUUGUUAUUGUGGUACGUUUCUCACAUUUCACCCGAAUUGGUGCAUACGACAAACAAGAAAACAAGCGUGAAUAUGAGACUGCCCUAGGUGUUCUGUAAUAGAUAGUGAUCGCAAUGAAAUGUCAAGGCUAUUCAUUCCGUGAAACUUAGCCUGAUUACCUGGUGUGAACUAUACAUGGAUUUCCCAGGCAUCGGUGGAAAUCGAUCAGAUUAAAAAUGCUCUAGCCUCUUCCAACUCAUUCUAAUGAACCCGGGGAAGGAUGUCAACAGCCAUUUAUCGUCUCUCAUAGUAGACAUAUUUAGAGCCAAUACUACCCUUGCGCAAAUUAGCCAUGUCGUCGCUGUUUUCACGAAGUGACGGUAGUGAAAAAAAAACUGCAUUCACUUUGCGUGACGAUUUUCCUCACUACCGUCACUUUGUGAAAACAAGGACGAUGUGGUUCAAAUAUCAUCAUAGCAUGUUAUAAUAACAUAAGGUUAAUCUUUUAGUUUUUGUAUUGGAAAUGCAAUUAAAGACUGGCCUAAAUUCAUUCUGAAUCUAAAUAAAAUCUCAAGAUGUUUUUACUCCAAUUGAAAGAAGUAAAAAAAAGAGAAGUUAAUAGGAAAUUCCCUGAAUAUAUUGCUUGAUGUAUGUGCAAGAAGUUAACUUAAAUACAGUUAUGUCAUGGUGUAGAGUUUUUUUGAGUGAGACAGUGUGAGAUUUUUUUUUCUUUCUUUUGUACUAUUUUAUAAGUGUGAGGCAAGGCAUGAAAACAUUAAAUGUGAAUGUGAUGAAGAAA
Molecule: messenger RNA, 3305 nt
Organism: Strongylocentrotus purpuratus (purple sea urchin)
Lineage: Eukaryota; Metazoa; Echinodermata; Echinoidea; Camarodonta; Strongylocentrotidae
Gene: cct2
Product: T-complex protein 1 subunit beta
Exons: 14
Coding region: 92-1687 (531 amino acids)
Biological process (GO): protein folding
Cellular component (GO): chaperonin-containing T-complex; cytosol
Molecular function (GO): ATP hydrolysis activity; ATP-dependent protein folding chaperone; ATP binding
Source: RefSeq, a predicted model, not a curated record